Messenger RNA from Mollisia scopiformis, 683 nucleotides. RefSeq lists its product as uncharacterized. NCBI's taxonomy places the organism in Eukaryota, Fungi, Ascomycota, Leotiomycetes, Helotiales, Mollisiaceae. The coding region runs from base 30 to 683 and encodes 217 amino acids. The transcript has a single exon. The record is from RefSeq and is a predicted model, not a curated record.
CCAAUCUCCACCAUAUCUCUAUUUGCAUCAUGGCGUCCGCAAAUCCCCCGCCUGAUGAUCCCCCACUCGGGAAUUAUGGCUACGAUGAAAAGGCUGUCGCUCGAGGGCUCAGCAAGCGCCGACAAUCCGAAUGGCUAGAGAGGAGCAAAAAAUGGCCAGAUCUCCCCGCGCGUCGAUGGGCUGCACGGAAAGUCAUUGGAAAGGGUGCUUACGGUAUCUGCGGUCAAUGGGACUAUACAGGCAAUGAUAAAAGCAUGCCGCGCCAAAUCGUCGUCAAGCAGUCCAUAGGAUCAACCGCCAAGAUUCUGAGAGGCGAAUCGAAGAUGAUGCAUUUGACUACCUCUACCGGCGCGGAUUAUGUUGUCAAGCUCUAUAAGGGAUGCCAUAGAGGAGCAGGUACGGGGACGAGUGAUAUUGAUCCGUUGCCUUAUAAUAGUCUUGGCAUGUAUAUCCCGCAUCAGGAGGUCGUGAGGAUGUACAUGGAGUAUGCGCCUGGUGGAGAUCUGGAUGCGUUUUUCAAAAGACUUAUCGCAACUCCUGGGGCGAGAGUCAUACCCGAGGAACAUUUGUGGAGGUUGUUACAUUGUCUUGCUAAGGCAAGUAUGGCUCUUGGUAGGUUUUCACUCCUACUUCAAACGUUCCAAGGGCAUGGUAAAUCAUGGAAGUGCAAUUUCUUUGCGUAA